Molecule: messenger RNA, 2882 nt
Organism: Mercenaria mercenaria
Lineage: Eukaryota; Metazoa; Mollusca; Bivalvia; Venerida; Veneridae
Exons: 2
Coding region: 193-1920 (575 amino acids)
Molecular function (GO): zinc ion binding
Source: RefSeq, a predicted model, not a curated record
AAGGAAGAGAAAAUAAGACAUUUUUACGCAGUUUAUCGUCUGGCGAUUUCAGUAAACGAGACAUAAAUUUAUUCGAUGAGCAAAAAUACGUGAGACGCACUUUAUCAUGUUUAAGUAUCACAGGAACAUAUUGAUAUCAGAUAACUGACCAGUGUGAAAAUGAGGGACGGGUGUGUGGAAAUAUAGACGAAAAUGGAGGUGAGUGGUCGAAAGCAUAAAGGGUCAUUCAAGGACUCUGCAGAAAUUUCGUCUGCUGAAGAUGGUGAAGUCUUCUGUCAACCAUGUAGCAGUGAUGGGGACAGGAUGGUUGCCAAGGGUUACUGCGAAAACUGCAACGAAUAUUUGUGUGCUACGUGUUUGAAGGUUCAUCGUAAACAAGCGAUGUCCAGAAAUCAUAAAGUCCUUGAAGGUGGAAACAUGCUAAAGGCCCGGAUGUCAUCUGUGACACUUAAUUCUUGUUCUGAGUUGUGUGUUAGACAUACAAAUGAGAUAGUAAAAUUCUAUUGCUCGGCACAUGAUGUGGUUGGGUGCGGGGAUUGCAUAGUUCUGGAUCAUAAAUUGUGUAAAGUGGAUCGUAUACAAGAUAUAUCUAUGAACUACUUCCAUGGUGCUGAACAUCAAGAACUCCAACAGAAGGUAGACCAGUUCCUGAAAAACAUAGAACAAGUAAACAGACAGAUACAAACCAAUGACAAAAACAUACAACAAACAUACAUCAAAGCAGUAAACGAUGUAAAAUCAUUCAAGAAAGAAAUACUGGAAUAUUUGAACAAGGCAGAGGCGGACAUGUUGGCGGUAUUGAACAAAAGGAAAAGGAGUGACGAAAAACUGAUGUCAGAUCUGAAAGAACAUGAAAAGACCACGAGAGGUAAUAUCCAAGAGUUGCAUGAGAAACUACAACUACAGUUAAAUCAAGCAAACGAAUUAUUUGUAGCUGCGAAAGAAACGAAGGAAAGAGUUACGCGCAUAGGUGACAGCAUAAAGCAAUUGCAACAAGACUGUAAGUACAAGCAGUAUGUAUUUGUUUGUUGUAAACACGUCAAAGACAUGUUCAAGUCUCAAUCUCAUAGUAUACUAGGUGAACUUUUGAUAUUGAAAGAUAUUGCAGAAGCGGAACCGCAGUUUGAUAGUGAAAUUGGAAUAAAGGCAUCGGAUGACACGGAAGAUUGUAAGAUUUUCGCCUGUGCUCUUAUUUCGUUCAAUCGGAUAAUAUUAGCAGAUCUUAGUAAUAAAUGCUUGAAAAUUGUUGAUAUUGAAAAUGGAAAUAUAGCAGAAAAAUACAAACUUAAAAGCGGACCGUGGGGACUGGCAGUUAUUACUAAGAAUCGUAUUGCCGUUACACUUCCUGAUGAACAGAAAAUACAAUUUCUGACACUUACUCAGUGUGACAAAAUCACUGAAAGCAACACCAUUAAAGUGAAAGGCGCGUGUACAAGAAUUGCUUGCCAGGAAAAUAAGAUAAUGGUGUUAUACCGUGAUCAUGUUGUAAUUCUGAAUAUGGACGGGGAAGAGAUAAAAGCUAUAUCCAAUUCUUAUAUGGAAUUUCUUGUGGAUAUUGCUCUUGACUCUGGUUAUUUUUAUGUUUCUAAUAGAGUGUUAAGAAGAAGUUGUGUUUUCAAAUUUGAUCUUGAAGGAAAUCUUAUUGCAACAUACAAUGAUAAAGAUCUAUCAGAUGUUAGAGGACUUUGUGUAACAAGAGAUGGUAAACUUCUUGUAUGUAACUGGGAAUAUGGUGGAAAUAUUUAUAUGAUUUCACCAGAGUGCCAGAAAAUAAAAGCAGUUUUGAAGCAAAAUGUUCGUGUAAGACGUCCAUAUUGCAUUUCGUUCUGUGAUGAAACCAACAAACUUUUUGUUUUUAACAAUGAAAGUAAACUUGAUCCAAAACUGAAGAACGUUUUAAACAUAUUUCAAUUCAAAUAAUGCCAAAAUUAAUUAGGACGUUCAGAUCCACGUGGAACAUUAUUUUCAGCUGAAACAGUCACACAAUAUGAAAAAGUCAGAUCACGCAAUGAUUUACCAUUCAAAGAUUCUGACGGCACUCACUUACUAUACAAAUACAUAGGAUCAUGUAUUUAGUAAUCAUAGUUGUUUGUCUUUAAACGAAAAUUAUCUUGCCUGCAAUUUUCUAAGAUAAAAAAUCAAAGAACCAAAAAUAUAAGAAAUUCUUUUAUUUUGUCAGAAAUGUUUGAAAACAACAACAUCGUAUUAUCUACAUUAUUUAACGUUUGGUUCUAUGUUUCUUUUGUAUGUAUAGGCUUUUGACUAAGACAUUAUUAAUUCACAAAAAAGAAUAAGAAAUGAAAAGAACUCUAAAAACUUUUAUUAUACCCUGUGUAUGCCACAUAUGUACGUGAAGCUCGCCUGUGAUUCAAAAUUGAGUUACGCAACAAUUCGAUUGUCAGUAGGAUUAUCGAAUAUCCGUAAGAGUCGUGAUACCGUAAAUGAUGAAUAAAGGGACCAAGCUUUUCAAGUAUGAAUUAUUUGAUGUGAUUGAAAACGUUCAUGAGUUGGUUUCACACGAGAUUUUCUAUAUCACAGUCUUCUUGGCAUACUUCGGUGUCUCCACCAGACCGAAAAGUGGCGUAACGACGCUGAAUAGCAAAAUUUUGAAAAAUGCCUAUUUUUGUCAUUAGUAACCGACGAAAACAGUUUAUAUAAAAUGUGCUAAAAUGGAAGUUUAAAAAAAGAAAUUAAUUUUUGCUAAUUUGUAACUGACUUUUACAUUCAUUUGAUUAUUAUAAAUGUAUAACAACACGAACUACAUAUGCAAGAAUCUCUAGAAAAGAAAGACGCACUACAUAAGAUUAGAAUUGUUAAAUAAUGUUAAAUGUAUAAAAUAUUUGCUUUCAAGGUGCAAGAAUAAAACAUUUGGUGUAAAUGGA